Molecule: messenger RNA, 13137 nt
Organism: Pseudophryne corroboree (corroboree frog)
Lineage: Eukaryota; Metazoa; Chordata; Amphibia; Anura; Myobatrachidae
Gene: CEP170B
Product: centrosomal protein 170B
Exons: 21
Coding region: 401-5374 (1657 amino acids)
Molecular function (GO): protein binding
Source: RefSeq, a predicted model, not a curated record
GGAGGGAGGUUUGGCUGGUGGUGAUGUCAUGAACCUGUCGUGCAAGUGCAGGCGGAGGAGGGUGCUUGAGCAGGAGGGAAGAGGGUGUGUAGCUCCUGUAUAUUCAUUACCUGCUUUUAUUCACCUUCAGAUCUACAGCUCAGACAGAAAAAAAAGGGGAAGCGUUUCCUCCUGGAUCCAAGGACUGCUGUGGUAUUCCAGGCUGAGCGGGAGUCAGACACAUAGCCCAAGACAGGUUGUGUUGACCGUGUUCUUCUAAGACCAGUCCAAUGGCGAAAGAUAUCUGAAUGCGUGUGCAGAACACUUCAAGAUACAUGUGUCGCUGCAGCUGGACUGGUUCUCGUAUUGAUCCUGACCACAAGGAUGUGUCUGAUUGGUAGCUGCUGAGCCGAGAGACAAGAUGAGUGUCACCUCAUGGUUCCUGGUGAGCAGCUCAGGCACUCGCCACCGGCUGCCACGGGAGAUGAUCUUUGUUGGUCGAGAUGACUGUGAGCUCAUGCUUCAGUCCCGCAGUGUGGAUAAACAGCAUGCCGUAAUUAACUACGACAGUGACAAGGAUGAGCAUCGCGUGAAGGACCUCGGGAGUUUAAACGGAACAUUUGUGAAUGAUGUGAGGAUCCCUGAUCAGAAAUAUAUCACACUGAAACUAAAUGACAGCAUUCGGUUUGGCUAUGAUGUUAAUAUGUACGUGUUGGAACAGAUCCAGCAUAAUGUCCCGGAAGAGGCAUUAAAGCAUGAAAAAUAUACCAGCCAACUUCAGAUGAAUUUAAAGACCCCGGUAUCCGCAAGGGCAGAGCAUCUAAGGGAACAACCUUCUCACGCAGACUCCUCGUCUGGGAAACAUGACAAGACGGAUAAGAAAUUGCCCAGUGGUGAUGAUCUGUGUGAUGUUAUUCCUAUAGAGCCUUCCAUCUAUCGCACACCCCUGUACGGCCAGCCGUCCUGGUGGGGGGAUGAUGAUGCAAAUAAUAAGCAUGAGAAGCAUGAGGGCAGAAGGCCAGAAGAUCACUAUUCAGAGCUACCAAAAGAGAUGUCUCAGCACGAGGAAGAAAUGAAUGGUAACAUGGGGUACAGAGAUGCCCUUGACCAGUCGCUCUACUCGUUCAGGAGAGAACCCAGCUAUUUUGAAAUUCCCACAAAAGACUUUCAGCAACCGGCCAAAACCCCAGAGGCUCAGGUCCAUGAAAUCCCUACAAAGGAUACGGAUUCUGUUACACCGCCUGUGGUGCAGAGCCACGCCUCAUUCACGAUCGAGUUUGAUGACUGCCGGCCUGGGAAAAUUAAAAUUAAAGACCACGUCACAAAGUUCUCAAUGAGGCAGAGGAGGAUAGGUGGUAAGGACUCUGGUCCAGCAGAAAUGUUGAGCGUGGAAAAUAAAGUGGCUGACUGGUUGGUUCAUAAUGACCCAAGUUUAAUAAGAAGGCCUUCUCCUGGAGAAGAUGCUUACAGUACAAAAAGUGACCUUCCCAUUCACAACAGAACUCUCAAAGGUAACCGGCAUGAAGAUGGCACACAGAGCGAUUCAGAAGAUCCACCAGUACCUGUUGUAGAAAAGGAGAUUACUCCACCCGAUAAUGGAAAGCUUCAGCGCCAGAUAAAGCGGGAGGCUGAAGAAUUAUUGCACAGUCAACAAGCGUUUGUCAUAGAGUUCUUUGACGAUGACACUCCUCGAAAGAAGAGGUCUCAGUCCUUCACGCACAAUGCAAAUGCUUCUCAAAACGAUGCUGACCCUACCAACAAAACGAAACCUGAAAAACGAAAAGGAGCGUUACCUGUCGAGAAGCCAAGUACUAAUGGGACAUCUCCACCUAUGCCAGCUUCCAAACCACUGACCAACUCAUCUACAUUUCCUCAGAGGUCUAAUUCUUUCAGAAGAGAAAAGACCGAUGACCGAAUUCACACAAACACAAAUGCUCCUUUACCCGCAAAGCCUCCAGUGAAAAACUUUGGAAGCAUCGGGAAGAAGUCCAAGCUGGCUCAGGAGUUUGUUGCUGAGUAUUUGCGCAAGCAGAGUGAGGAAGUGAACGAGGCACCUGAAAAACCUAUGACGUUGCCUCUGUCAACAGGAAUGACACAGCCCUCAGCCAACCAGAUGCAGCCAUCUACAAUGGUCCCCCCACCUUCAGCACCUGUGGCUCAACCCUCCGAUAUCCGAACUGCGAGAGUGAAAAAGAACGAGGAGGAGGACAGUUUGAGCGAUGCUGGGACAUAUACAAUUGAAACAGAGAAUCAAGAUAAAGAAGUUGAAGAAGCCAGGAAGAUGAUAGACCAGGUAUUUGGAGUGUUUGAACCUGAGGAGUAUUCCAGAAUUUCCUCUGCAGUUUACAGGCCAGUCAUUAAGCUGGAAAAGGAGGAAUCGUCACUGAAUGAGAAUAGCAUACAUCACCAGGCUCUAAUACUGUCCACAACUCACUCUGUAAAAAUAAAUAGUGGUCCUCAGACUGAUGUGCAGGUUGCAAAAUCGUCUGGCUCCAAUGCUAAAGGUGGCCAGAAAUGGGUUUCCCGGUGGGCAAGUCUUGCAGACAGCUACCCUGAUGCCUCUCCGACUUCUCCUUUAGAAGCCCAGAAGCUGGGAUUAAGUGUUGAUGAUGGAGAUUUUAUUGAGCACAUGGAAAUUCCCAGUGAAGGUGAUCCUGCUUUCCCCUCAAGGACAAGGCGACUUCUUCCUCAGCUCCCACCCAAUGACAAGUCUGAAAGCUCUACACCAACUAUUUUGGUCUGUUCCGAGUCUUACUCAGAUGUUCCUCAAAAAAAGGUGACCGAAGAUGAGGGGAAAACUGUGCCUACAGACCCUAACAGUUUACUAUUUAUACAGGAAGAUCUGGACCCAGACAGUCUUAGCGAUGCCAGCAAGUCAGAUGAUGGUAUCCUGUCUAGCAGAAAUUCUAACCAACUAUCUAAUGUGUCUAAAAAUGAGUGGAGGAGAGAGGACCUUAGAAUCCAGGACCCAAAUAUUCAGAGAAUAAAUAAGAUUGCUAAUGAACCGAAGCCCACUUGCUUUAAUGUAGGAAAUAAUAGCGAGAUGGGAAGCUUAUCCCAUGUAAACUCCAUGCUGCCCAGUUUAGAGAUACACCCAGAAUAUAAAAGUCAUGAUGUGCAAAUGAAACCAAAAGGUAAUCUGUACUCAACACAGGAGCCGCCAACCAAUGGAAAGAUGGUUAACCAACUACUGAAAAAUGAAAAUGAAUCUGCAAGAGAUCCAGUUUCAUUUGUUAGACAGGAAAGUUUUACCAAAGACAAAUCUAGCAGCAACAUCUCUCCCAAUAAACUUCCUCAUAUCUCCACUCACCCCCUUCUUAAAGACUUGCAUGUUACGAAGUCAAACACUGACUACAGUCAGGAAACACAGCAGAUCCUGAAGGAGACUGAAAAUGCUUUGGCCGCUCUAGAAGCCAAGCUCUUUUCUCAGAAUAAUCUUGAGGAGAUAGAGAAUGUUCCUUGCCCUCAAGAAGACUCGUUAUCGGCAGAUUCCGAUGUGGAUACAGCAAGCACAGUCAGUUUGGUAAGUGAUAAGAAUGUGCCGAGUCAUACACAAAAGAGCAGGGUGGUGGGUCUUCACAAGGAAAAAUCCUCCUCGUCAUCCUCGAUACAGGAUCAAUACAGCCAAUCCAGUGCUCGUGAGAGGCUCUCUGAAAAACGCAGGACUGGCCCUGCCGAGGGAGGAAGCAGGAGAGAUGUAACCAAGAGGUUUGAAAUGAAGCGCAGCACUGGGACUCGUGGUUCACUAGAUUUCACAGAUGAAGAAAGAAGUACCAGUCUUCCUUACAUACCCGUUGGUGACACAGUGUCCUCAGAUUAUGAACAUUCCUCAAGGAAUCUCUCUAGAAGGAGACCUUAUGCCCAGUCCACUAAAGAGGAUGCAAGCAAAAUGUCAGCAAAUACUCAAAAAGUUCAACAAGCUCUUACCCGUUCAAAUAGCCUAUCAACACCCAGACCGACAAGGGCAUCGAAGUUACGCCGUGCCCGCCUUGGUGAAGCAUCAGACAAUGAAAGUGCAGAUGCAGAGAGGUUGAAUAUUAGCCCGGAAGCUUCUUCUGCAAACUCCUCCUCCGCCAAAAGUUCUAAUGAAUCAAAAAAGCUCUCCCGUCUUGAUAUUCUGGCCAUGCCAAGAAAACGCACUGGUUCAUUCACGGUUCCAAGUGAUUCUGAAACUUCUUCCUCAAGAACAGGUUUUUCAGGCCGUAGCAUGGACAACAGUUAUGCAGGUCGCAAAACAACCAUGGCAGAAGUUAAACAACCGAUUGUGAAACCACAGGUGCCUACAACCAAACAACCGUUAACCAGAGCGCGACCUGGUAGCGUCAAGUACCCCUCCACAUCCACUUCGAGACGGAGACAGCAGGGUUCAGAUUACAUUUCUACAUCUGAGGAGGAGUAUGGCUCUAAUCACAGCACUCCUAAACACAAACGAUCCCAUGCUUCAACAGCCACACAGACUCCUAGGACACAUAACGUGUCGCACCGUCAGCGCCACAACAGACUCCAGGAUGACGAUGAUGAUGAUGACCAGAAGGUGUACAAUAACUUCAUAGCCCAGUCUGCAGAAAUUGCUGAAAUAGCUAGAUUGAGUCAAACCCUGGUAAAAGAUGUAGCCAGUUUAGCAAAAGAAAUACAUGAUGUAGCCGGUGACGGGGAUUCCCAGAGCUCAUCCGGAACUGGACACAGUACCUCUAUAAGCUCCGUGCCAAACACACCGGCUUCCAUUAUCUCUGCAAGGGAAGAGAUACUUAAAAGAACCCCUCAGAGAGUACUCCCAUCACAGCUUGUUCAUCAUAUCCCAGAGGCAAGUCUAAAUUACCAGAAAGUCCCACCAGGCAUAACAGCAUUUAAAGAUUUUGAUCAAAACAUGAAUGAUAAUCGUGAUGACGAUCCCUCCAAGAGACGAGCAAGAAACAGAGAGGAGGUGAUAUUUGACAACCUCAUGCUGAAUCCUGUAUCCCAUUUAUCACAUGCAAUAUGUGCAAAUACUGAAGUACUCACUGAAAAAAUGAAAAUUUUAUUUUUGAAUAAAGAAAAAAGUUGGGAGGAAAUUGAGACAAAAGUUAACUCUGAAAAUGAAGUGCCAAUUCUCAAAACAUCUAACAAGGAAAUCAGUUCUAUUUUGAAAGAGUUGCGCAGAGUUCAGAAACAGCUGGAAGUUAUAAAUGCAAUCAUCGACCCAGCUGGACACCUAGAGGUCAUUACUAGUAACAAGAAAACCGCACCAUCCAUUCAAUCAUCAGCUUCUCAAGUUAGGACUAACAGUUCUGUUACGAGAACGGAGUCCCAUCAACCAAGCCGUGUGAGAAAUUACAUCCAUAAGUCUAGCUCGGGUUCUUCGAGAUCACCAGAAUCCAGCUUUGGUAGAGAUGAGGAAGAUGCUUAUAUCGUUUAAUGUUUUUUGUUUUAUUUUAUUUUUAUUUUUUCCCCCUUUGUUCUAGUUUGAAUAACUUCUGUUAAGUGUGGCUUUUGGCAGAGUAUUUCAAAUGCUUGUGGUUUUCUGCAGGACGUCCAGUCUUCACCGAUACACAAAGUCUGUGCCGUGCAAAUGAAUGUCUAGUUCUCUUUCUAAAUCUAGCACCAUCGACCAUCUCUUGUUCCACAUAGAAGCAACUUUACUUGAAUCUUCUCCAUCUUCUUUACAACGUACAAUCUGUCUUUACUCUUACAAAUGUGCCAUAACGUUAGGAUUUAAAUGCUGUAAAUGUUUAUGCCAACAUGUCUGACACAGAUCUGUUUCUUGUAGCUAGAUUGCACUUAGUGAUCAAUUUUCUCUAAUGUAAAAAAUAAUAUAUAUAUAUAUAUACGGGAUACUUAGAGAUGGUAUAAAGAAAUUGUGUCUUGCCAAAAAAGUGUUUUACCGUAAUGCAAAUAUAUUCACAUCAGCUUGGGUUUACUGAACAUCGUGACUACUAUUCUGUUUAUGUCAAUGCCAAAAUAGACUGUAUCUAUAAAACCAACUAAAUUGAUGGUUCUUGGCGCAAAAUACUGUUGCUCAGGCCUGAGAAUUUUGCCACAUUUUGGAAUAUCAUUUAUAAAUAUUUUCAAAAUGAUGUAUAAAAAUACAGCAAUUCCUCCACAAUAUCAUCUAAAAUAAAUUAUCUAGCAGAACUCCCCAUAGUGACUGUAGUAUGGAAUCAUUGUCGGGCAACAAAUAUAAUUUCAUUUUUUAUUUUCGUUAUGUAAUUAUAAAUGUGUAUUUUCAGCUAAAAGAUUCCAUAUCUGUUAGUGCAGGGGUUCUGUAAACACUGGUGCCGAGAUGUGGGGGCAGUUACUAAUUACCCGGGCUUGUUGGAAGGGCCCGUGUCCACCGCUGCCACCCCUUCCCUACAGUUUAAUUACCAUGCUCCAGGAAGUGGGUUCUAACUCCUCUGCCGCGCCAUCCUCCCAGUGAUACUCUGGAAGAUGGUACAGCACAGUGAAAGCAAAGUCUUUGCUCUCUAGUGCACAUGCCAUCAUGCGCCUUCUUCCCGAAUAUCACUGGGAAGAUUGCGGCGGCUGAAGAGGAGUGAUCGGUUCCUGGAGCAAGCACAGUGAGAUCCUGAUGAUUGUUGGCGCCCUCACCCCCAACCACCACCUUCCAGGUUCUGCACGGUGCAAGCGUACCCUGCAAUUUGGGGUCAUGGUCCUGCCCUGAUUAGGCCGCACCCCCUAAAGUCCACAGCCACACACUCUACAGCCCUGUCUGUAAAUUACAUCUUUUCUACCUGUGAAGAGGAUUAUGUGAUUACAGAGUAGACACUGGAUACCUGAUAAAAGUUUAUUUAAACAAUUGGUGAGAACAAAGAAUUCUGCAGUUCCAUUGUUUUAUCCUGAGCCUCCAAUCACAAUUCCUGCACAAUAGCAAGCCAUAGAACAUUCCAUAGGUAAAUCAAUAGAAUAAAUGGCUUAUAUAAGGGGAUUUUUGGAUCACCUGCUGAAGGUACUUUAUACUUCUGGGGGUCACAGUAGAUGUAAUGAAUCCAUCCAAACCACACAUGGGUGAUGAAGGUUGGUCCCGUAUUACAUAGGUAAUCCUAUAAUGAACACUGCUCAUCCUCAAUAGGGUUUUCUUGCAUAAAUUCCUCCAGCAGUGGGAUCAUUUUUGUGCCAUGUUGCUGUGGCAACAUAUAAGUUUGUAAAAAAAACAAAACAAAAACAUUUUAAAUCAUUGUGGGACUAUUUUUGGAACAUAUCCAUGGAAACUGAGUUUCCCACUUUAUUCAAUCUUAGAGUAAAAAAUAUUUUAUUCUAGCAGAAUAAUGGGUGUUUCCUCUUUCAAAUGUUAUUACACAAAUGUAUUUUUAUGUAGAUUGUGUCAGGAUUCUCAUUACAUUUGAAUAGGAUGAUUUUAGAACUUAAAACUGAACUAAGUAUGUAAAGCUUGCCUUAUGACCAUUAUCGGAAAGGCAUAUGUAUAACUGUAUGUUUACAGACCUUUUCUGUAAACUGAAUCUCUUUCCGUGGUGUACCGGAAAGUCUGUAACAUAUAUCGGCAUGUAUUGUGCCACAAACUCCAUGUUAUCUGUCUUUCAGGCUGUGUUUGAUCUAAUUGGCUGGGUGUAUAUGAACCAUGAAAGACUGCCAAUAACUUUUAAUAUCACAUCGGGAUCUACAAAUUUGUUGGCUGGAAUGCACCGUAAAUGUGAUCAGACAAUAGGCAGUGACCGCAUCUGAAUGUAUAUGAGGUCAUCAUACGUUUAAAGUAGAGAUCAGCGGGUUUGGAUUUACUCUGUUCUUAACGCCAGAAUUAUCGCAAGUUCUUUUUUUCUGGAUUUUUCUCAUUGGCUAACCAAAACACGUGACAGCCGUGAGCCAAUUAGGAGAUUCGGGUAAAUCCGAGUAAAACCGAACUCGCUCAUCUCUAGUUUAAAGGUGGGGGAGGUGUACUAAAGCCUUGGACAGUGAUAAAGUGGAGAGAGAGAAACUGCCAACCAAUCAGCUCCUAACGCUCAUGUUACAGGCUGUGUUUGAAAUAUGACAGGAGCUGAUUGGCUGGUACUUUAUCUCUCUCCACGGCUAAGCAUCUGCCCCACAAAUGAUACAAACAUUCGUACCUAUUUGAAAGAGAUCUGGAAAGUUGGGGGUCAUCACAGUUGGGUUUUCACAUUUAUGAAUGCUACAAGGUACAUACUGCAAACUCAAACCGUAGCAAAUCUGUGCAGGUUCAUUAUAGCUUAUUACAGCCAGCCCACAUAUAGACAAUGCUGUUGAUGGAAUUAUUUUUUACCCAAAUUUUUUUUUUUUUUAGUUAAGUGAUUUAUUUGACUGCUGCUGUUUUAGGGGAUGAGGGAAUCUCCUUCUGGUUAUAGUACAUAUGUAAAGGUAUGAAUCUUCAGCUUCAGGCAACUUUUUUUUUUCUUGUUUUUAUUGGGCAGACCAUUUAAUGCUGUUGAUUGAUGUCUGUGAACACAACUUUUUUUCUUGUUUGCACAAUUGUUUUCAUUUAUGUAUGUUAUUUAUUUUGCACAUAGUUGUAAAAAAAAGUGUAAAUUAAAACCACAGCUCUCGAAUCAAAUACUUUUUGUUUUAGGUUCAAAAUCACUGUCAGAUUCCCCCCCCCCCCCCCCCCUCCUUUUUAAACUACUGUCCUUAUGUAAUAGUUUAGGUACCACAAAUUAGCUUACAACACGUUAGGCAUUUACCUUCCUUUGUCAAGUUUGCAUUUGACGCCGUGAUUGGUUCACAAAUGUGCUGUAAUCCGUGGCUAAUCAAUCAGGUGUUUAUGCUAAUCAUCACACCUAGAGCCUGAUUGGCUGAAUGUUGCUUCAUAUCACAAAAUGGCUCAACUGUGAGUAGGGAGCAGAUACAGUUAACAUUGUUAUUUAUUUUCCUUCAAAUUCUUUUCUUUUUUUUUAAAGUUUGCUGAUAGUAUUGUUUUAGACAGCUUAGAGGUGUAUUCAAUUAAUCCACAAGUCGGGAAAACUGCAUUUUCCGACUUUUUUAGGUCGAAUCUGGAUUCAACCUAUUCAAGUCUGUUACCGUUUUUCCGACUUAUCGGAAACAACGUGGAUCGGCGGAUUAGCUGCGGAUCCACGUAUUUUGUCGGUUUCUGACAGGUUUUUAGCCCGUUUUCGACAAUGCAGAUUCGACUUAAAAAAAAAAAAAAAAAAAAGUUGGACCGGCAUUGUUGGAAAUGGCCAGAAACUUUUUCGAAAUGCCCGCAAAUUGAAUAGUGAAGUGUCUGAUCCUCUCCGUUGGAGAGGAUCCCACACAAAUUGAAUAUACCCCUUUGUAGUAAAGGCUUCUUUCAGCAAAAGUCGAGCUCCUAAUGUAGCAAAGAACAGCGUAUUGAAAUGCAAGACUUGUGUGGCAGAGCAAAUACCUAUUUGCUUAUUCUUUAAAGUGGAGUGAAGAAAAAAACAAUAUGAUAAAACAGCACAUGUAAUACCAAAAUAGUUUUAUUUUUUAAUUAAUAAGAUUGUUUUUUUUUAUUGUUUAGAACACCUAAAUCUAAACAUAUUUCAUAACCUUUAUGAAAACAACUACUGGUAGUUUGCUGUAAUCUAUAGUAACCAAUCGGUUUCUCUAAAUUUCAUAGUACAGUUUAGAAAAUGUAAGCAACCACUUCCACAGACAAGUCCUUGCAAAUAAUGACACAGCCCGAUAUAAUUGAGAUUGGGUGUGGACCAAUGGAUCGACAAUGUUAUGAUCGACACCAAGCGGCCGACAUGUAUUAGGGUGAUGGGUACAAAAUGUCGACAGGUUCAAAAAGUUGACCUGUCAAUGGUCAACACACAAAUGGUCGACAUUUUUUGUUUUUUGUUUUUUUUGGGGGCCAAUUAUUGUAUGCUGUAUUUCAUGUUGUGUAACCACCAUCAGUACAAACGUGUACCCUCGCAGGCUCGCUCCAUUCUACUUCGCUUGCCACCGGUUACUAUUCUCAAUAGAUGUCCACAUGGAUAGUAUAUAAAGCAUAUGUUGAGAAAAUAUGGGAAAAAAACAUGUCUAUCAUUGUAAUGUCGUCCUUUUGAACCUGUCAACCUUUUGUACCCGUUGACCUUAAGCAUUGUCAACUCUUUGUACCGGUUGACCAUUUGCUGUUGAGCUAUUGACUGUCAACCAAUACAUUGUCGAUCUAUCAUCUGGAUACCAGUGCGAUUUUGUUUUGUGGCAAGACUACACAGACUUAGCCUAUUGUUGAGGUACCACCCUGAGAAGUGUUUUUACUGCUCCUUUUUUUUUUCUCUUGCAACUAGAGCGAAUCAUUCAGGCUUCUGACUGUUUAGAUGAUGAUGCAUGGAGGGCCAUCUAGUCCUCAUGGGCAUUAUAGAAUAAAAGGUCUAAGGGGCAAUUAUAUAAAUUUGUCUUGAAUAUCCAUGUAUUUCUGGCAGGCGUGGCACAAAUUACUUACUCAGCUGGUAAGGAUACUAGUCUCAGAGGCUAUUCCCGGAGGCUUAUAAUGAGGACAUAUUAUAGUGAAAUUUGAAACUAUGUUGUUAGUUUAUUAAGAAAAUUUGAACUUUAUAAGUUUCAACAUUUUACUUUCAUAAAAUUCCAAAGAUUAUACAUUUACAGUGUUUGUUUCUUCUGCAGUUUCAAUUAUUUUAACAUUUUGGUCAUCCAUGUGCCAUGCAUCUUACUGGUCAUCCCCAUGUCUCUUUUGUAUGCAGGGUCAAUAAUAUCCCCAUUCACCUUCAGGUAUUUACUUUGCUUUUGAAGUUUAAAAUGAUUUUAUGAUCAUAUACAACCUCAAUGGAAACAUAGAAUGGAAUGGUCAUUUAUAACAUGACUAUAAAGCACAAUAAACCUUUUGUUGAACUGGUAGAAUGUUUCCUACUGUAAAGCGAUAUAGAGGUUCUCAAUUCUGAAUCUGCCCUAUGUGUCCAGUGUGUGAGGGGAGAAAUGCUCCUGUAAUCAUAUGUAUGAGAAGCAUGGUUGAGUUUAGUAACUCAGAUCUAACACAGUCAUGUAAUUACAGUGCAUUGUGUUUAUACAGUGGAACUGAGCCAAAGAGAAAAAUCAAGAGAUUCUAUUUUUAAGCCUCACUGAUUUAAAUCUAUCAACAAUGUUCUGUCUUUAGCAGCCUUCAAAAUAGAAUUCCAAGUAACACAUUACAGUGCACCCGUUGCCUACAGAAAAUAGGGGCACCACAGUGUGAGCUGAACUGCACCUCUAAUGACCUCACGAAGAUAUGAGAAAGCAGCCUCUCAACUCUCUUGGACUUAGUCACCUCACUGAGGUAUGAUAAGGAAAUCUUUAGGGCCUAGUCACCUCAUUGAAUUAUUAGCAGGUGGCCUCUCAACUCACUUUGACCUUGUAAUCUCCCUGAGAUAUGACAAGGCAGCCUGAGGGAUAUUGAUCAUUUCCUGGAAAGAGAUAAAGUGGAGACAUUGCUCAUGGGGGGGGGGGGGUUUAUCUAAGCUUGGAGAGGGAAAAAGUACCAACCCAUCAGCUCUUAACUGUCUUUUUUUAAACACAGCAUGUAAAAUGAUGGAACCUGAUUGGUUUGUACUUUAUCUCUCUCCAAGAUUUGAUAAAUCUCACCCAAAGUGUAACCUACAGACCUAACUGGGGUAUGGUAAGGCAGCUUCUCAACUUAUAAGGACAUUGUGACCUUUCUCAGAUAUGAAAAAUCAGGCUUUCAACUCACCAGGACCUAGGGACCUCACUGAGGUAUGAGAAGGCAUCCACUAACUCACCAGGACCCAGGGACCUCACUGAGGUAUGAGAAGCAGCCUAUUAUCUCACCAGGACCUAGGGACCUCACUGAGGUAUGAGAAGGCAGCCUACUAACUCACCAGGACCUAGGGAAUUCACUGAGGAAUGAGAAGCGAGCCUACUAACACACCAGGACCUAGGGACCUCACUGAGGAACUAGAAGGCAGCCUACUAACUUACCGGGACCUAGGGAAUUCACUGAGGAAUGAGAAGCGAGCCUACUAACACACCAGGACCUAGGGACCUCACUGAGGAACUAGAAGGCAGCCUACUAACUCAACAGGAAGUUGCCUUUUCAUGAGUAGACUCUCAAAGAAAAUGUCUGCUUCCAUGUGUGUGGGUCAUUGAUGCACUUUAAUAGUACAUUACAUGCUAACCAUCAAUAAAUGUAUUCAGGUAGGAGAAUCUCUUUUCUCAUAUUGCUGCAAUUUGUGAACGUAUUUUAUUACCCCAGUUUCUCCUAUUUAUGCAUCUAUGAUGCCUUAAAAAAAUAUUCUGCUUAUUUUUGUCUUUUUAAUAGUUUAAAAAUUUUUGUUUUCCCAUUGUUUCUUUUAUGUACACUUCCUAUUCUUGCACUAAUUUUUAAAAGAAGUUAGACAUGUAUUACUAUUUGUUUCUUCUUAUUUGACACAUUGGGUGGUAAAUUUACUAAAGCUUUGAAAACUGACCAGUGGUGGUGUUGCCCAUAUCAGCAAAUCUGAUUGCAGUUAUCAUUUGUCUACAAUCAUAAUCUGAUUGGUUGCUAUGGGCAACAGCACUACUAACUUUGUAUCAGAAGCUUCAGUAAAUCUUCCCCUCAGACUCAUUCUCAUCCUGGGUACUUGAAAUUUGGGUAAAGGUUAAUGUAAAAAAACAAAACGGACUGAUGUGAUAAAUGCUGUUCUAUAAGAAUGUGUUAUUUUUGUUAUUGCACAGCUGCGGGGUAUUUACAAUUCUUUUAGGAGUGUUUUAUGUAAAAUAAAUAAAAUAGCAAUGUUUUAUUUCAUAGUGCAUGAGAAUACAAUCUGCUAAUGCUUUCUGAUACUCUGUAUAUUGCCUUCUGGAAAAUAUGGAAUCUCUUGCUCUAAUGGUAUUGUGACAAAUUUAGAAAAAUGAAAAGCUUCUUUUAAUUUGUUUUAUAUGUGCCCUGUGCUGAUGAUAUUGUGCCACCAUACUGUACAUACUUCAGUGUUAGAGGGCUUGCAAUGCUAUGUAUUGCAGAAUCAUACGGUCUUGCUGCUGAUUUUAGUUUCUGUCAUUCCAAAUUGCAUGCCACACAGAUGCCAGUUCGCUGUAUGACAGUAAAUGGAAUUAUUUUAAAACUUGAAUUUAUUUCCUCCCCCCCCCAAAUAAAAUAUCAGAUUUUAUGGAUAAAAAUGUUAUGCUCAUCCUACCAUUUGUUUAUUUUAACAGUAAUUUAUUUUAAUUUCAUCUGUACAUUAUGUCCAAAAGUGGUAACGUUUGUUCUUGAGACAAAAUAGAAUACUAUUUUAUCUAAUUUUCCAUAAAAUAUUGUAAUAAAUCAUUCUUUUUUCCAUG